Molecule: messenger RNA, 1089 nt
Organism: Hemisphaericaspora subhashii
Lineage: Eukaryota; Fungi; Ascomycota; Pichiomycetes; Serinales; Debaryomycetaceae
Exons: 1
Coding region: 1-1089 (362 amino acids)
Source: RefSeq, a predicted model, not a curated record
AUGGAUCAAUUUUAUAUAAAUAAUUAUGUAAAGUUUGUUUGGAUAAUAUUAUCUCAUGGUAAUGCUACCACUACCUCGACUGCUACCAAUUUUAAAUCAUUUCAAACAUUCAAUACCAAGUAUGGUAAAUUCAUUCAAGAUUUAAUAAUAAACUCACAACUUUCACAAACUAAUCUUUUAAUCAGUUUGUAUUAUUUAUAUAAGUAUUAUCAUCAUAAUGAUGUUCUCACCAAUGAUACUACCAUUCCUUCUUCUAACGAUGAAGAAGAGAUACCAAUGACUAUUUAUUUGAUUAUCAUAUCAUUAGUACUUGCCAACAAAUCAUUUGAUGAUCAAUCAUAUACUUUAAAGACUUGGUUAAUUAUAAUUAACAAUACCAAGAACUCUCAAGUGAUUUCACUUGAUUUAAAAUUAUUGAAUUAUUUAGAAGGGUAUUUCUUAAGUGCCUUGGGAUUUAAAUUAUCUUAUAUAAGUAUUCAACAUGAUCAAUCAUUCUGGAAUGUGUUUUCAGGCAAAUCAUUAUUCAAAUUAUCUAAAUCUAUAGUAGCAAGAUUUAGAGCAGUUGUUGAUAAUUCUUCAUUAUUAUCAUCACCAGCAACAACAACCACAUUAGCAUCAAGCAUUCCAAUUUCAUAUAUUGGACAUCCAGCCAUGAUUGAUUUUUCAUCACCAGCCUUGUCAACUGCUUCAAGUAUGUCUCCAACAAGUUCAACUACUACAACCUACUUCUCCAGUCCUGUUGGUUAUGAUACACCAUUAACUCCAAUAACUCCAGUGGAGGGAUAUAUAACCGCGUCAUCAUCAAAGCGUAGAAGGUUGACACCACCAACUUAUCAACAACGACAACAAUUUCAACAACUUCCCCCACCAUCGCAAUAUUCAUUGCCUAUGAUGUCAGGGGUUCCAUCUUUGUUUAUGCAACAACAACAAUUUGUUCCAGCACAAGCACCAAUGUAUACCCAACCAAUGGGUACCACCAUGGUAGUAGUACCUGCUUUGCCAUCACAACAAUCUAAUAAUCAAGCAGCGAUGGGGUCAUCAUAUGUUCCAUCAUCAUUGUUUUCAAAGAGUAACUAUUAUGGGUAUUAA